AUGUUCAGGCAUCUCUCCACCACCAACCAAGCUGUCACGAGCAGCGAUCCACAUGGCACCUCAGUCACGAACAACGAUCCAAAUGGCACCUCAGUCACGAGCAACGAUCCACAUGGCACCUCAGUCACGUGCAGCGAUCCACAUGGCACCUCAGUCACGUGCAACGAUCCACAUGGCACCUCAGUCACGAGCAACGAUCCACAUGGCACCUCAGUCACGAGCAGCGAUCCACAUGGCACCUCAGUCACGAGCAACGAUCCACAUGACGAUCCACAUGGCACCUCAGUCACGUGCAACGAUCCACAUGGCACCUCAGUCACGUGCAGCGAUCCACAUGGCACCUCAGUCACGUGCAACGAUCCACAUGGCACCUCAGUCACGUGCAACGAUCCACAUUGCACCUCAGUCACGUGCAACGAUCCACAUGGCACCUCAGUCACGUGCAACGACCCACAUGGCACCUCAGUCACGGGCAACAAUCCUGAAAUGUCUGCCGGGGCAACGUUAACAAAAAUUCCGCUUUUUUCUCCGGCAAUAAAAUUUCUAUGCUCGCCGCCAUAA
Hyalella azteca is the source of this 561-nucleotide messenger RNA. Its product is annotated as paternally-expressed gene 3 protein-like. Lineage: Eukaryota; Metazoa; Arthropoda; Malacostraca; Amphipoda; Hyalellidae. The transcript is spliced from 2 exons. The coding region runs from base 1 to 561 and encodes 186 amino acids. The record is from RefSeq and is a predicted model, not a curated record.